Dentiscutata heterogama is the source of this 954-nucleotide messenger RNA. The record is from the annotation of a GenBank genome assembly. Lineage: Eukaryota; Fungi; Glomeromycota; Glomeromycetes; Diversisporales; Gigasporaceae.
AUGGCAACCUCUUCGACUAAGGUCGUAGAACUUGGCUUUGCCGAGCCACCGGAUAGUCCCCUCACAGCAGAUAGCUUUCCGAGUAAAAUUGGAGGAAAACCAGCAUGGUUGAAUCCAGGUCAUGUUCUAUCAGCUGAAGAUGUUCUUUGCGGCAUUUGUAAAAAACCAAUGGUCCUUUUAGUUCAAUUAUACACUCCUGAAGAUUACCCACCCGAAGCCUUUCAUCGGUCAAUAUAUGCUUUUUGCUGUAAAAAUGGGUCAUGUCACAAAACCUCAUGGCGUAAAAGUUUAAAAGUAUUUCGAAGUCAAUUGCCAAAAUAUAAUCCUUAUUGGCCACCACCAAAUGAAGAAACCAAUAACUGUAACUCUAAUGGUGAUGAUACAAAUGAACAUUCUAAUCAAUCAGUGGAAAAAUUUAUUUCUGCCAAUUAUUGCGUAGUUUGUGGUCUUUAUGGUUCAAAAAAAUGUGGAAAAUGUAAUCAAACAUAUUAUUGUUCAAAAGAACAUCAAAUUGUUCAUUGGACGUCCGGACAGCAUAAAAAUAAUUGUAAUACAACUACAUCUUCAUUGGAUGAUCAUGAUAGUCUGUGUAGACAAUUAGUUUUGUUUCCGGAAUUUGAAAUUGUAACAGAAUCUGAGGGGAAUCUGAACAAAGAUGAUGAAAAUGGUGAAAUUGAUGGCAGUUCAUCAAAUUUAGAUGAUGGAAAUUCUAGAGCUCUUGUUCCAGUUGGCGAUGAAGUUUAUGAAAAUACUCAAGUCAAUGUAGACAAAGCCUUUCUAAAAUUUCAAAAAAAAGUUGAACCAUUUCCUGACCAGGUAUUAAGGUAUGCACGAUUAGAUUAUGAAUGUGAAAAAAAUGCAACUCCAUUAUGGGUAAGUGACAUUGGUAAACCGAUGCCCGAGGACAUACCUUCAUGUCCGCAUUGCGGUCAAGAACGGACUUUUGAAUUCCAG